GUAAUAGUAUCGAGUAGAUAACAUAAUAUAUAUUAAACCUAUUUCCAUGAGUUCGCGUGCUGGCCGUUCACAAUCAUUUAGUAAAAUUGUCAAAAAUAUUCACCACUUAAUUAAAAAAAGUUUGCAUGUCACACCUGCCACCAAGGGGAAUAUUCCAGAGCUGAAAUAAUGUGGCUGAAGUUAGUUUGUAUCGUGGUAAUAGCGAGCGGCGUGGUGGCCAAGCAAGAUGAGCUACUGGACGAGUUGUACGGCGUGGAAGGACGGAACAGGAUGGCGAUAUGCGUACGCACUGGCGGCGGGCGCUGGCGGCACUGCGACGGCGCGCUGGUGAACCGCGAGUGGGUCGUGGCGCACGCGCGUUGCCUGGGCGCCGCGUCCAGCGCCGACAUGGCGGCCGAGCGCCUGUCGGCCGGCGGCACUUGCCAGCUCAUGGCCGCCGGCAACACAGGCCUGUACCGCUCGCGCGCCGUGCGCCACCACGUCAUGCAUCCUUGGUUCGACCUGGCAAUUGUGAUCAUGAAGACCCCGUACAACAACCUGGACCGACUAGCCAACGCUACUAGGACGCGCCUUAAGCUGCGACAACACGGGGUGUAUAAAUGGAUGAAGCAUUACUUUGAUGCAUUUGCAUUAACUCGCAAUUAUGACUACAACAUGAAAAGAAUUGCACGGAGUUUAAAAACCUACCACCAUCCAAUCUGGUACUUCUUAACAACAAUGGUGCUGCCGUCUGUGUUGUUCAUGUUGUUCUUUGUAUAUGUCACAUUCUACACUGGCAAAACACAGGAGGUCCCUUAUAAGCAGUUGCGCUAUCCUAAGAAAAUAACUCAUGUGUAGUAUUAGUUGUCUAUGAAUAAUAUACUCAAUAUGAUGGA
This is a messenger RNA of Spodoptera frugiperda (fall armyworm), 875 nucleotides long. RefSeq lists its product as uncharacterized. NCBI's taxonomy places the organism in Eukaryota, Metazoa, Arthropoda, Insecta, Lepidoptera, Noctuidae. The transcript is spliced from 2 exons. The record is from RefSeq and is a predicted model, not a curated record. The coding region runs from base 169 to 837 and encodes 222 amino acids.